UAAUCAUAAUCACAAUUGAUACAUUUUUUUAAAUAAAAAAGAAGCUAAAAUUUAAAACUCCAAAAUGUCUCUAGUCUACAUAACCUAUCACGAUGAAAAUAUAUUCGAUGUGGACAAAGAAAAGGAUUACAAUACAACUCGUGAAAAGAUUAAAUACAUUUCAAAAUUUCGAAAAAUGGUAAAAGAAGAAAAACAAGCCAGACAUAUUGUAGAAUUGCCAGAUAGGAAAAAGCUUCUAACAAGUGCCGUUAAAAAUAAUCACCAAACCAUGGGUUAUGCACAGACUCCAGUGGAAUUACCGUGCAAUUUUCUAAAGAAGAAUAAAGGUAUAAAAUGGCAAAGAUUAAACGAACAUACGUGUCCACCCAAAAAAGAAAUACCACCUGUUCCACAAUUUUCCCUUUCUAAACCGAGUAACAUAAUCGAAAAGGAAGCGAAAAAGGAGUUGUUUAAAAAAGAAAAAGAGGAUUUAUUAUGUCCUCACACUAGAUAUUUCAAGGGUCAUGAACAUAGAGCUAACUUUGUGGCCAUUAAUGUGGAUUUAAUUAAGAACUUAAAGCCUAAAAAGCCUCCACCACGUUAUGUAGAUACUCCUAAAGGUGAUAGACAUAAUCUAUUAAAUACCGGAUUGGUGCCACAAUACAUUUGUUCGAAAAAUUUCGCUAAAGUACCAUGUUAUUUAAAUGCACGCAAACAAUUCCUUACGAAAUUAAACGCUAAAUGUGAAAAUGCUCGUUUGGAAGCUGAAAAUGCCUGUGUACGUCCAAAUCGAUUUAUGGGAGUUAAAAAAUUAAGUCCCGCUGAACGUCAGGAUAUAUUAAAGGGUCUUAAAACAAACUUUGCCGAGUUGUUUAAAGCCUAUCAGGGUUUAUCCUUGUACACCGAUACGGUAGCAAAGAAGCUGCACAAGAGUAAACUUGAAAACGAUUUACGUCAAUUGGAGCAAGAUAUUUAUUUAAUGGAACACAAUCCUGAAAUAUAUGUAUCUGAAUAUUAAACCAAUAUUUUUAACUUUUUAAAGCUUUUAUUAUAUUUAAAUAAUUUUAAAUUAAAAUCCAUCAUGCUUCAAUAAAAAUCUACAGUAUAUGCACCUAA
This is a messenger RNA of Calliphora vicina (urban bluebottle blowfly), 1095 nucleotides long. RefSeq names its product enkurin. The coding region runs from base 65 to 997 and encodes 310 amino acids. The transcript is spliced from 2 exons. Gene Ontology annotation, molecular function: calmodulin binding. Gene Ontology annotation, cellular component: acrosomal vesicle. The record is from RefSeq and is a predicted model, not a curated record. Lineage: Eukaryota; Metazoa; Arthropoda; Insecta; Diptera; Calliphoridae.